Molecule: messenger RNA, 1242 nt
Organism: Rhodofomes roseus
Lineage: Eukaryota; Fungi; Basidiomycota; Agaricomycetes; Polyporales; Fomitopsidaceae
Exons: 5
Coding region: 158-1018 (286 amino acids)
Source: RefSeq, a predicted model, not a curated record
GUUAAGUUUCACACUCGGUACAGUAAGUGUGGUCGCAUAUGCAGCGCGCGCUACGGUGCGCCGCUUCACGCAUCCUCGCGUUACUGUUACGUGCAAGACCUCUUCUGGUUCUCGACUGACAUGUUUCUUGCCCAGGAGUAUCGCCUCGCUGCGCAGUAUGACCGCCGAGCAGAGGGUUUGGCUCAUCACCGGAACAUCUUCGGGACUGGGAAAAUGCCUGGUAGCGUCUGCUUUAGGUCGAGGAGACCUUGUCAUCGCUACAGUGCGGCGCCGGGAAGACUUCUCGCUUACUGAUGUCGAUACGUCUCGCCUCCACGUUCUGGUCCUGGAUGUGACAGAACCCGAGGACGACGUUCGUCGCAAGCUGGACGACGCAUGGAACGUCUGGGGGCGUAUCGACGUGCUCGUGAACAACGCGGGAUACGUUUCGCAGUGCUUGGUCGAGGAAGGAGGAUUAUCUGCGGCCACGGCACAGUUCAAUGUGAACUUUUUUGGCGUGCUGAAGGUCACGAAUGCUGUUCUACCGCACAUGCGAUCGCGCAAAUCCGGCUUGAUCGUCUUCAUUGGAAGCAGAGCAGUUUGGCAGGCGGAUAUAUCUACUGCCGCGUUCUACAUCGCGUCCAAGGCUGCUAUACACACAUUCAGCGAGACUCUCGCGUCCGAAGUCGGUCAGUUCGGGAUCCGCGUGCUUCUCGCCGUCCCUGGCAGCUUCCGCACGUCCCAGGACAAGCAGACAUACACCCAGAACACCCAUGUCGUGGAGUACGACGGGUUCCGCGAGCAAAUCUUGACGUCCAUGGAGGAAUACUGGAGACACGGGGCUAAAGGCGACCCAAAGAAGGCCAUGGAGGCUCUGAUGGACGUCGUGCGGAGCGAGGGGAACGCGGAGGGCCGGGAGGUCCCGCCUCUGCUUCCCCUGGGGAGUGCGACCUAUACGCAGGCAAAACUACACUGCGAGAGGCUCUCGGACAACGUGUCAAAGUGGGAAGCCAUUGGCAAGGACCUGGACUGCGAUUGAGCAAGCUCGAAUACUAAAGCAGUCUCGGCAUAGACGAUGGCACGACUUUCACCUGACUGCGUUUGCCGACUUGAAGGUACUCCAGUGUAUACUCUACUGUUAUUGGACCUUUCAAGGCGAUGAAGUGGGUUGUGGCCGUUCCUCGACGAAUCUGAUACGCCGUUGAAGUUGUGCAAUUGCUAACAUAGUAGAAAGUGCCUUCAAGAGCAAAUGCACGAGCAAAA